AUGACACCGUCUCUCACUCCCCAGAACACCGCCUCUCGCUCGUUCUCCCCAGAACACCGCCUCUCGCUCGUUCGCCCAAGAACACCGCCUCUCGCUCGCUCGCUCACCCCAGAAACACCGCCUCUCGCUCGCUCGCUCUCCCCAGAAACACCGCCUCUCGCUCGCUUGCUCGCUCUCCCCAGAAACACCGCCUCUCGCUCGCUUGCUCGCUCUCCCCAGAAACACCGCCUCUCGCUCGCUUGCUCGCUCUCCCCAGAAACACCGCCUCUCGCUCGCUUGCUCGCUCUCCCCAGAAACACCGCCUCUCGCUCGCUUGCUCGCUCUCCCCAGAAACACCGCCUCUCGCUCGCUUGCUCGCUCUCCCCAGAAACACCGCCUCUCGCUCGCUUGCUCGCUCUCCCCAGAAACACCGCCUCUCGCUCGCUUGCUCGCUCUCCCCAGAAACACCGCCUCUCGCUCGCUUGCUCGCUCUCCCCAGAAACACCGCCUCUCGCUCGCUUGCUCGCUCUCCCCAGAAACACCGCCUCUCGCUCGCUUGCUCGCUCUCCCCAGAAACACCGCCUCUCGCUCGCUUGCUCGCUCUCCCCAGAAACACCGCCUCUCGCUCGCUUGCUCGCUCUCCCCAGAAACACCGCCUCUCGCUCGCUUGCUCGCUCUCCCCAGAAACACCGCCUCUCGCUCGCUUGCUCGCUCUCCCCAGAAACACCGCCUCUCGCUCGCUUGCUCGCUCUCCCCAGAAACACCGCCUCUCGCUCGCUUGCUCGCUCUCCCCAGAAACACCGCCUCUCGCUCGCUUGCUCGCUCUCCCCAGAAACACCGCCUCUCGCUCGCUUGCUCGCUCUCCCCAGAAACACCGCCUCUCGCUCGCUUGCUCGCUCUCCCCAGAAACACCGCCUCUCGCUCGCUUGCUCGCUCUCCCCAGAAACACCGCCUCUCGCUCGCUUGCUCGCUCUCCCCAGAAACACCGCCUCUCGCUCGCUUGCUCGCUCUCCCCAGAAACACCGCCUCUCGCUCGCUUGCUCGCUCUCCCCAGAAACACCGCCUCUCGCUCGCUUGCUCGCUCUCCCCAGAAACACCGCCUCUCGCUCGCUUGCUCGCUCUCCCCAGAAACACCGCCUCUCGCUCGCUUGCUCGCUCCCCCCAGAAACACCGCCUCUCGCUCGCUUACUCGCUCCCCCCAGAAACACCGCCUCUCGCUCGCUUGCUCGCUCCCCCCAGAAACACCGCCUCUCGCUCGCUUGCUCGCUCCCCCCAGAAACACCGCCUCUCGCUUGCUCGCUCCCCCCAGAAACACCGCCUCUCGCUCGCUCGCUCUCCCCAGAAACACCGCUUCUUGCUCGCUCGCCCCAGAAACACCGCCUCUCGCUCGCACUCCCCUGA
This is a messenger RNA of Procambarus clarkii (red swamp crayfish), 1380 nucleotides long. The record is from RefSeq and is a predicted model, not a curated record. NCBI's taxonomy places the organism in Eukaryota, Metazoa, Arthropoda, Malacostraca, Decapoda, Cambaridae.